Solanum tuberosum (potato) is the source of this 1665-nucleotide messenger RNA. RefSeq lists its product as uncharacterized. Bases 1 to 1665 code for a protein of 554 amino acids. NCBI's taxonomy places the organism in Eukaryota, Viridiplantae, Streptophyta, Magnoliopsida, Solanales, Solanaceae. Gene Ontology annotation, molecular function: protein dimerization activity. The record is from RefSeq and is a predicted model, not a curated record. The transcript has 4 exons.
AUGGAAAUGGCUCUAGAUGAAAUUAAUAUUCGUGAUCAUGGCGAUGAAGUACUUGAUGAGAAUUAUAAGUCAAUUAAAGCUAGGUGCAAGUACUGUGCUAAAAUUGUUUCUGGCUUUCAUAGGCUUAAGCUCCACUUAGCAGGUAUUCGUGGAAAUGUAACUCCUUGCUCGGAGGUUCCUACACCUGUGAAAGAAGCAUUUAAUGCUGAGAUUCUUGCUAAGAAGAGUUUUCAAUCCUCACAAGAGAUUUCGAAAUCUAUAGGGAGAUUUUUUUAUGAAGCAGGAAUCGACUUUGAUGCUAUCAGAUCACCUAGCUUCCAAAAGAUGGUAAAAGCAACCCUUAGUCCUGGGCAGACAAUAAAAUUCCCUAGUUGUCAGGAGUUGAAAGGUUGGAUCCUUGAGGAUGCAGUGAAAGAGAUGCGGCAGUAUGUAACGGAAAUCAGAAAUUCAUGGGCAAGCACAGGAUGCAGCAUCUUGCUAGAUGGAUGGAUAGACUCAGACGAUAUAUCAUCUUUCAGUAGGAAUUUCGAUGCCAUGCUAUUAUUUCUCGAGGAGAUUCUGGAGGAAGUUGGAGUUGAAAAUGUCGUCCAAAUUGUUGCAUACACGACAUCUGAUUGGAUGAUGGAAGCAGGCAAGAAAUUGAUGGACAAAUGCAAGACAGUGUUUUGGAGCAUAGAUGCUUCGUAUUGUAUGGAACUGAUGUUACAGGAAGUAACAAAGAUAGGCUGGAUAGAAGAAGCGUUGAAGAAGACAAAAAUGUUGGUCCAAUUUAUCUACAGCCAUGCUACGGUCCUGAAGCUUCUAAGAGAUGCUUUCCCUGAGGUCGAGCUUGUAAAGUCUUCCAAAAUAAAGGCAAUUGUGCCUUUUUUGACUCUGGGAAACAUCAUCUCACAGAAAAACGGGUUAAUUAGGAUGUUUCAGUCGUCUACUUGGCAAACCUCACUCUUGGCUUCUACGAGUGAGGGGAAAGGAAUGUCCGAAAUGAUUAAAGAUGAAUCAUUUUGGACUGAGGCUUUGAUGGCUGUAAAAGCAACCAUUCCGCUUGUGGAAGUUAUAAAGUUUCUGAAUGGUACUAAUAAGGCACAAGUUGGUUUUAUACAUGAUACACUUGAUCAAGCUAAAGAAACCGUCAGAAAGGAGUUCGAACGCACGAGAUUCUGUCAUGCAAAAAUCUGGAAUGCGAUAGAUGACACAUGGAACAAAUAUCUGCACAGUCCUCUCCAUGACGCGGGUUACUAUUUGAACCCAACCUUUUUUCAUUCAAGUAAUUGGUGCCUUAAUGUGAAGAUUUCCGAUGGUCUUUGCUCUUGUAUUACUGGCAUGGCAGAAGAUCGUCGUAUAAAGGAUUUGAUCACACAGCAAAUUGGCACAUUUGAUUUUUUAAGUUCCAAAGAGAUUCUAUCAGAUAUUUCCCCAGGACAUUGGUGGUCAAAAUAUGAAGUUGAGUUUCCCGAACUUGAAAGGCUUGCUGUUCGGAUCCUUAGUCAGACGUGCAAUGGUGCUUCACAUUAUAGGCUGAAAAGGAGCUUGGCAUUUGAUCCCGAAGGAGAAAAUGAUAUUGCAGAGGAUGUUGUUGACUCCAUGGAUGAGUGGAUAGUCGGAAAAGGCGAAAAUUUGGUGUCUGAAAACACUCAACUUACAUGGAUGGACUUGGACUUGGAAUAG